AUGUCACGUCCACAAGUGUCCCAGCAUCCGCAUGCUCAAUCACGAAAUGCAUUUUCAACUACAAACAAAAAUAAUAUCGCAAAUUUUAAUGAAAACUCAAAUGUGAAUCAAUCAAUCUCAUAUUCUCCACGUGAUCAGCUGACACGUAAUUUUACAUCAUCACCAACAUUUAGUCCUUGUAAAGUAUGUAAUAUAAAAGAAAAGGAAAAUAUUAAUUUGUGACAAUAAGACAAGAUGUUGAAAGAAAAUAUAUCUGCACGUACUAGAGUAGGUAAAGAAAAACCUAGCACGAUUCCAGAUAUAAAAAAAUUAUUUGAUUCGAGUU
Molecule: messenger RNA, 325 nt
Organism: Didymodactylos carnosus
Lineage: Eukaryota; Metazoa; Rotifera; Eurotatoria; Philodinida; Philodinidae
Source: the annotation of a GenBank genome assembly